AUGCUUCCCAUCGAUCGCUCGGAGGACUUCAUGUUCGCCUUACGGAAGUUCUGCGGCACCUACGGCAACAAGACCAUGACCCAGCCUGCCCUCAAGAUACUUCAGUCGAUCCCACUCGUCCACUCUGCUCUAGCAGUCAAGGAGGCAGACAAGAUGUCUGCAGCACAGCGAAACCUGGCAGCGUCAAAGUGCAUGCAAGAGAUCGCGGUGCCUGGUUUUAUCAAGCUGAUCGAGCACGCCCUGAGCACCAUGGACGGGCCGCUGCAGAUGCCUCACAAGUGGAAGGACAUGGCGUACUACACGACCCUUGGUUCAGGUGUGUAUCUAAUGUGGCUACAUCAAUUCGUAACACGUACCUAAGACUCAUGUUGUGUUGUGCUGGUCGUGUGACGGCACGCCCGACCAUCAUGUGGAAUGUAGCAAAUAGUUACAACGGCUUUU
This is a messenger RNA of Ectocarpus sp. CCAP 1310/34, 441 nucleotides long. The record is from the annotation of a GenBank genome assembly. Lineage: Eukaryota; Phaeophyceae; Ectocarpales; Ectocarpaceae.